Messenger RNA from Pocillopora meandrina, 4546 nucleotides. The record is from the annotation of a GenBank genome assembly. Lineage: Eukaryota; Metazoa; Cnidaria; Anthozoa; Scleractinia; Pocilloporidae.
AUGGAGGUGUUGAGUCGUUGGUCCUCAUUUGAUCAGCUGGUUGCAGCCGUACAAACCUGUGUGCUUCCAGCCGGCACAAGGCUGGUUCAAAUCACAGAUGGCUGUGUGUGCCUCACAGUUCAAGCUGAAAGUUUAUCAGCUCUUAAACUUUUGUGGAAGUUGUAUCAGGAUGGAACCCUUCAAAAACAUCUGCACGAUUUCUUUGUCACUGAUGAGGUGAGAGAACUCGCCGAUGGAGAGGAUGUGGAGGUGAAUGUUACCAUCGAUGAAGGCGAAUAUCAGAAAGCUUGUGUCGAGCUCAUACAAGGGGCCCAAGGUGACCUUGCAUUGCUAUGUUUGACUCAUUUUUUAGCGAAUUUAUGAGCCCGGAUUUCCAUACGGAUCGUGUUAAGUGUCCCUUGAUGCAUAUCUUUUUUCGUUUCCGCGUAUUAAUGUAUUUGUGGCUGUUCACUAAAUAGAUUGUCAACCUUACCACCCUUAAUCUUGCAAGUCCGAAAUAAGAUACUGGCACCAUUUUUCAGCAAUUUAACUAAAGUUUUUAUCUGUUCCUUCUGCUUAUUUAUAGUGCGUUCAUUUGAAGUCAAAGUUAUCGUGCUAAUAAUAUAAGUUUUAAAGUUACCAUUAUUGAUUUUUAUUCUACUACUUUUAGGAGGUGCAACGAUUGACAGUGUUGAAAGAAGAAGGCGAAACUCUGAUUCAGCUGUGUAUUUCAACGCAAAAGAAUUACCAUUGUCGAGGCUUGAAUGUCUAGAAACUGAAUUAAAAUAUCUUCACAACAGAAUUACGCUUCUGGAGGAAAAAAACCAGAAUUUGGGAUCGCACUCUUUGGGGAAAGUGGAAAUCGCACCUUUAGGAUCACACGAUGAAAGUUUUGGUAAGAACUGAUUGUGAAAUUCAACCCUAUAGCCUUGAGUGUGGUUGUUUGUUCGUUUUUCUUGUUGUUUUGUGUUUUGCCGUUGUCAUGAAUUACCAUCCUCAGCAUUUCCUUUUGAUUGUUAUGUUACCAAGUUCCCUAAAAAAUGAAAACUUAGAUCACCACUGAAAACCGCCUUGGCGAGUUUGAUCCCCUCAUUGCAUAUAAUUAUCACUAUUAUUGCUAUUAUUAUUGUUAUUAUUAUCAUAUUUAUUAUUAUCAUUAUUAUUAUCAUCAUUAUUACCAUAGUUAUCACGGCUCUAACUGUGAGGUAAUCUGUCUUAGAUGGCAAACCAUGGAACCCCACGACAAUGGAGAAAGACAUUAUAAAGAUGGAAGGAUCAGAAAGACGCGAAAGUAAACUAUCAAUGAAAUUAAUGGGCGCAGAAAAAAUGGAUUUUGUGCAGAGGUAUAUAGAAAAUGUGCAAGAGACAUAUAGCUUGACGACUGAGGCAAGUGACAGUGGUUUGGGAGCACGCACUGCUGUGUCCGAAGAGGAAACAGAAGACGUGAGAGGUAAAACUGAUUUAACUGUCGUUUCGGUUGUUAUUUUUAAUGAAACAAUGUUAACGGUGACUCGUUGCAAAGAGCAAAGCGGGAAAGGAGGAGGAAUGACAAUCACAGCUUAUCGCGAGAAGUCAAAUCCAAAUUUGCGUUUGAAGAAGAAAGAAGUAUUUUCAUUUUUGUUUUCAUUUUAAUUUACACGCAGUUUUGGGCGUAGCACUCGAGCCGCAAAAAAGAACAUCAAUAUUGCUUUUCGUUUAUCCAAUGAAAAUAAACCUUUAAGAAGACCAACAUAGGGUACGGCUCAUUACCAUAAUCACAACCUUUGCAAAAAGUGUUCUCUUCUGAAAAGAUGUGGCCCCCUUUUCACCCCGUCGACAGCCAUUUAGGCCGUUCAUGCAGCCAAAAUAAUCACUCGACAACGACUAUUUAAUCAUCAACAGACGAACAUUAUGCUGCGUGGUGAUUCGCCUAGGCAGACAACCAUUGAGAACUUUUAAUGCGCUUAGGGAAAACAAAAAUGUUUCCAACAAUAAAGGUGAACGUUUUAAAAACUACUUCACUAUUUGUUUUAUUUUAUGGACAUUUUCUGCCCAAGCAUAAAAAAAAUGUCUCAUCCAUCAGAAAAUGCUACAUCACACCCCAUGCAUUAUGAAAACAAUCCGUCCGUCAAAAGUCGCUCUUUUCGGUCCCAAAAGUGGCCUUAGUAGAGAAAUACAACGUAAUCAAAUUUCUAAUCGUUAUUUUUCCUUUUAACCUUAUUCAGAUUCCAGUACAAUUUGCGUUAAAGAUCUGGGGGAAAAGUCAAUAAAUGAAGUGGAUCGGAAACUUUCUGCUGAUACAGUUGGGUUGGAAAGGGUUUUUCGAUUUUUUGGUCUUAAAGUGGACUUUAGACCUUCCAGUCAUGUUUCUUGUAUGAGGCAGAUUGCACAUAGCUUUCCGAACACUCCUGUUGACCUAAUGAGGCAAUGUUUCGAGGCACUUCAAAUGUAUGAUCUUGUUGACCUUCUGGAGAAGGCGGUGAAAACAAUUUCACUUCGUCCUGUCCUUUCCUCGGGAGAAGUCGAGACGUUACGCACUGGUAAUCUUCCCACAAAGUCUCACAAUAACGUGGUAGUACUGGUAGUAAAUGACAGUGCGAACAAAGACCUCAAUCAAAAGAUUGAGGGGUUUUUUAAAGAAUUAAAUUCACAGAACGAUGUCACUGUAAUUGGAUCUUCCAGGUCGGAAGAAAAGCUCAAGGAACUGAGGGAUUUGAAACAGAACCAAAUGGAUUUGAAACGGAAGCAAAUGGAUUUGAAACGGAAGCAAAUGGAUUUGAAACGACUAAGCGAGGUGGACAAAAUGAGGAAAGAUUUUUGGCCUAAAAGCAGAAAACUUAGAUGGGAUAAUGAGGUCUCUGAGAUAAAGUUUGAAAUCGCACAGCUUGAAAAAGAAAUAGCAAUGAACAAACCGCUUGUGGAGGAGCUACUGAAAGAGAAUGAGGAGACUAAGACGAUCAUAACAUCUACAAUGGACAACUGGAUUCAGAAUCAAGGUUGGUUGUAAACUACUUUCUAAGCAUAACAGAGUAUCGACUGUGUGAAAUAAUUAAUUGUAUCAAGGUUUGAAACACAAAAGAAACAAACCUCGAGGCUCAUACGUCUGAGAGCAGUUUAAAGGAUAUGAGGAAUUGGCCCACAUGACAUGUGAUCUGGUUUCGUUAUCAUUUCGCCAAAGUAAAACAUGCUAAACACAGGAACCAAAAGAACGGCGUAAAAUGAAUUUUAACUAGCAUUGAUUUUAAUUCCAUAACACGAUAAGUGUAUCUUCAUUUCUCACUGGCUCAGUUAAGAUGUUUCCUCGUAAAAAUAAGAUGUCGAACAAUUUUUCUUAAACUUUCCUUAAAUGUCCCUCACCAAUGUCUGUUUCGAAAAUGAAAUUAAAAAAGGUGCUUGUUUAAGAGAUAUGAUGGGCCAAACUUACCCCAUUUGUGCCUGUUCUGACACUAAUCACGCGCUUCAUUUCAUUGGUUCACAGUACGUUUUGCAGCUGAAAACAAUGGUUUUUAAAGUAACACCAGACAAAAUUCGAUAGGUAGAAAGUCUCGAGCGUAUGGAACAAUUUGAUAUAUAGUUUGUGGGGAAAUCACGCAAAUUUAAACGACAUCGACUCAAAAAGUUCCCCGAGCCGUUCCUUUCAAUGUCAUAAUUUGCAUAGUUUUAACCAUCUUUUUUCCCUUCAAAUAAUUUUUUGUUAAUGCCCCAAUUUAAAGGGGGUAAUUUGUACUCCAAAAUUACGCAAUAGAAAAUAUAGGUCAUCGUGCUCGUUCAAGAGCUGAAGACUAUCGUACCUUUUUACCUGGUCCAUUAAUUAAAAAAGAAUACCAUGUUGUCACAAUGCGCGCGCUUAUUAGCCUGAUUACGUGAUUCCUAUGCGCACAAGUACAGAAUGCGCAGUGCGAUACUGAGGAAUCACCUUAACACCCCUCUGUCUAGGACAAUGAGAGAAAGAUUAUGCAUUAACUAUAUGUCAGUGACACAAAUUCGUAUUGAGACAAGCUUUUUGGCUUGGUGUCGUCUGUAAUUGCUUGUUUUUCUUAGUCUCUGUUCUUUUUGUUUAUAUUUUAUUGUUGUUAUUUUCUUUCAACAGAGAAAUUCACUGCAAUUUUUUUAGCUUUCAUCAUCGAUGAAGAGAUAUCAAUUUACGAUUAUGAUGUUUUAUCAGAAUGUGUGGCGUCCAAGUUGUCAUCGCUUCCGUAUCACACGAAAAUCGUAGUUGAUGCUCCGAGGAGGAGAAUCAUAGAUAAGGUUCCUGAGAUGCUAUCUAUUGGUUCUCCAGUCAGGCCAAUAAGCCCCUCGAUCUUCAAUUCGAUGAUUGAGAUUUUCAUCAAGCGAUACCACAAAGUGGAUCUCGUCUCAAUGAUGAGAGAAUUAUUAAGAACAAAUCCAGAACUAAAUUAUACGUCAGGUAUGAUUGACAUCCAAAGCAAUCUUUCUACUCUUCCAAGUUUUGAGAAAAGGAAAGAACAGGAGCUCGAACGACGCUAAUCAUAUGUGAAUUAAACGAGACACUAUUUGAAAUAAGAAACAUUAUCAACAACUAAUAAGGGACCGUUCAUCCGAUCAUUAUUUAUCGCCUAGGGGGUGG